Rotaria socialis is the source of this 2322-nucleotide messenger RNA. The record is from the annotation of a GenBank genome assembly. NCBI's taxonomy places the organism in Eukaryota, Metazoa, Rotifera, Eurotatoria, Philodinida, Philodinidae.
AUGGAUCACGAUCAAGAUGUUUUCUUCACCAAACAAUUUGAGAAUUGGGCGGAUUUCGAAACAGAAUUUAAAAGUUGGUGCAAUGAUUACUAUCAACCAGUAAACAUUAAACGUCACUCAAUUAAAUAUAAUGAAAAAAUAAUGAAAGACUUGUUUGAUCGUUUUCGGUAUUCAAAUGUCAAAUAUGUAUGCCAUCAUAGCGGUCCUGUUAAAAGAAAUACAAAGGAUGGAUCACGACCGAAUCAAGAAUCUGGUCGGAUUGAUUGUCAAUUCUAUUUUAGAAUAAAACAUGAUACGGAACUAAAUAAAAUUGUUUUUAUGAAGAAAAAAAUUUUAAAUCAUAACCAUCCGAUAGGAAAAUUAAUUUACAAGAACUAUACCUUUAUAAGAAACAAAGAAUUAAAAGAAAAUGAGGAAGCAUAUGAUUUAUGUAAAAUGCUUAUUACUGCUAAUACGUCUACAUAUAAUAAUCGUAAGUUAAUAAAUGAAAAAUUUAAUAUUAAUUUAACACGAAAAGAUAUAAAUAAUAUUAAAAAAAAGAUAAACUUUAACUUAUUUGGAAAUCAAAGUGAUCCGGAAUGGUUACAUACAUGGAUCGAUAAUAUUUUAAGUGAAGAUUCAAAUAAUUCAAUAAAAAUAAAAACUAAUGAAAAUGGUACUUUAGAAUGUUUAUAUAUUCAGACCAUGCAAAUGAAAGCAUGGUUUAAUAAAUAUUCGAAUAUUUUACACUUAGAUUCAACAUUCAAAGUGAACAUAGAAAACUAUCAACUAUACAUUUGCUUAGUUCAAAACGCGAGUCUAAAAGGAGUACCGGUUGCUUAUUGCUUAAUGACAACCGGAAAUAAAGAUAAUCUCCAGUUUUUUUAUUCAUCCAUUAGUGAAGAUAAUGAUUUAACACAAACGGAAGUUAUUAUGAUUGACAAAGAUUUAACUAAUCUAGAUGUUUUAAAAGAACAUUUUCCUACAGCUCGAAUAUUAUUAUGCAUUUUUCAUGUUCUAAAGUAUCUCAAAAUUCGAGUGCAUGAACUUAGAAUUUCAUUAACCAAUCGAAUGAACAUUAUGAAAAAUAUUCGCAAAUUGCUUUACGAUAAUAAUAAUAUGUCAGCGAUAUAUUUAAAAGAAAUCAAAAUUAAUUCAGAAGAAACAUAUUUUUACAAUUAUUUUGAAAUGAAUUGGCUUGCGUGUUCUGAAAUGUGGCAAACGAAGUUCCGUAAAAAUCUUUUUAGUUUUAAUACAGAUACGAACAAUCAUAUUGAACGAUUCAACCGAACACUUAAGGAUCGCAUAUCAUCUAAUUUGCAUAUAUCUGAAUGCGUGAAAAAAUUAAUUUUAGCAGCUGAAGAUGCUAAAGCGGAGGAAAUUCGUAUUAAUAUUAAUUUAAAACGACAGAUUUAUAAUUCUGAUGACUCGAUGUUCCUGAAGAGAUUUGGUAAUCAGAUUACAAACAAAGCUAUUGAAUUGUUACGUAAACAAAACGAAGAAUUAAAACAUAAAUCUUAUUCUGUUGAAGAGAUUGAAGAAAACAAGUGGAAAGUUGGUCAAAAAGAUGAAGAAAAGAAUACUUUUAUUACUUCAAGUAUAAUUAAUCGAAGUUCAUCCAUUGAUUUAUUAUGUUGUGACUGCCAGUUUGUUUUACAAAACCAAUUACCAUGUCGUCAUAUACUAGUAUUAUUUGAUAGACUUAACGAUGAGAUAUAUGAGGAUGAAACUGAAAUUCAAGAAAUUAUAUCGAUUAACAAACGUUGGUUAAAAAAUCCAGUUGAUUCUUAUUUACAUGAAACGGUAGAACCCGAUUUUUUACGAAGUCGCGGUUCACAACUGAUGAUAACCCAAAUUAUUGCUGGAAAACAUAAAAUUUUAAGUAGUAAUGAUAAAUACAACAUGGUAAGGCCAUGUUUAGAUUUAUUAACUGCUCGUAUUAUUCAAUGUGGAACUAGGGAAUUCAAUGAGCAUUUAAAUUUCCUUAAUGUUGUUUUAGAUUUAGUUAAUACAAAUAAACAUAAUGAUUUGUAUAAUUAUGCAAAUUCUCUAACAUACAACUGUUCUCAGCAACCAAGUCGUGAAAUAAAACAAGAAUUAUUUGUAGAUUUACUUAAUGAUAUACAAUAUGAAUCAACAGCAGAAAAUGUUAAAUUGGAUUUAAAAAAAGAAGUUGAAGAAGAAUCUCAUAUGGAAUUUCUUCACCAAGAAAAAUUGCGAAAAGAUUAUGAAAUAUUUUGUUUAGAAGAACACGAAAAAGAACCAGUUAUAAAAGAACACGAAUUAGAACCACAAUUACAAUCUGAAACAAACAAAGCACCUAGCUGUGUUUUAUCGAAAUAA